GUGGAAUAACUUGAUUUGUGAUCAUUUGACAGCACCGCUUGUUUCAUCUGCAUUUUCAUUUCGGAACUUUGAAUUCUAAUUUGUGUAUUAAGUUUGUUUUUUUUUUUUUCUUUCAAUUAAUAAAUUUGUGAUGGAUUCUUCUGAUGAAGAGUCUCCAUCUCCACCCGCUACACGAAUAUUUGAUCGUCAUUUUAAUAUAAUUGGCCGUAUCGAAGAUAUGGCGACGAUACUGCAACCAGUUUGUAAUGCUAAUGCUUUGGUGUUCUUAGACAUAAACAUCGGUGGCGAGUACGCUGGUCGCAUGAUUUUGGAAUUACGUACUGAUGCAGUGCCGAAAACCUCGGAAAAUUUCCGUUCACUCUGUACGGGGGAAAGAGGCUCAGGCGCAUUCGGUGAACCCUUGCAUUAUAAGAAGACAAAGUUUUUUAAAGUCACAUCAAAUUAUGCGUGUGGCGGCGACGUAGUGAAGGACGAUGGUAGUGGUGGUGAAAGUAUUUAUGGAACCACUUUCGCAGAUGAAAAUCGCCUCUUUAAGCAUGAUGCCGGUGUUAUUAGUACGAAAAGUUAUGGUCUACCCAAUUCAAAUAAUUCCCAAUUCAUUCUCACCUGUGAACCUGCACCUGAACUCGAUCGAUCAUAUAGUGUAGUUUUUGGCAGAAUAUUACGUGGUUUGCCGAUAUUAUAUGAAAUGCAACGAGUCAGUGAAAACAACGAACCAAAAGAGGAAAUACUCAUUAGGAAUUGUGGUGAAUUAAAAACAACCGAUGAAUGGGGUUUUUGCGAAUUUGAUACGCCUAACUAUCCACUUCCGCCUUACCCAAGAGAUUGGGAUCUAAAACUCGAUGAUUAUAAGACAGUGGACUUACUGGAAAUAUUAUGCGACAUUCGUGAAGCCGGUAAUGGGGCUUAUAGAUCAAAUAUGUUGGGUAAAGCGCGUCGAAAAUAUCGAAAAGCAAUACGUUAUUACAAUUUCUUUAUGACGCGUGGUAAAUGGGAGAAUUUCGAAUAUUUUGCUAUACCCGAAAACGACUUGAACAGUAUGCAUGAAUUUGCGUCUGUUAAUUACAGUAAUAUGGCUGCGGUGGAAAUGAAGCUGCAUAAAUUUGAGAAUGCGAUAUAUUAUUGCACCGAGACAAUAUAUUUGGGUAAGCACUGCUGCAAAGCUUACUUUCGUCGCGGCCAGGCAUAUUAUUGCCUUCGGAGGUAUGCUGAAGCGGUUAGGGACUUUUCCAGGUCGGCACUUCUGAAUCCUAGCAAUAAGCAAAUACAGAAUGAGCUAACUCGUGCAAAAGAUAGACUGGCUAAAAGUAGAGCAGCACACUUGAGUAGAAUGGAAAGAUUAGUUGAUGACAUUUUAGAAGAUGUAGUAGAAGAAGAAGAAGAAGAAUUGGAAAGGGAGCUAGAAGCUAUAGACAGGGAAGCAGCGUACAAUUUGAGAAUGGCAAGUCCAACCGAAAGUAGUGAAGCUUUAUAAUAUUUUUUAUUAAGUUUAACUACAUUAUAAAUAUUAUUUGUCAAUUGUUUUUUGUUAAAAAAAAAAUUAAAAAUUAAAAAUUCCAAAUAAUUAAACACUAGCACUAUAUUUCCAAAAAUAAAAAGAACAAUCUGUUAAAGGACUCUCCAUAAAUCACGCAACGGAGGAGGAGGCGAAAGCGAAGUUACAUUACUUAAUAAAUUGAACUCGACAGAUGAUUCUUUAAGUGUUAUUAAUUGUUUAUUAAGUCGUAAAUCGUGAUAUAUUAGAAAAGUCCUUAUUAUAUUGUAGUAUUAAUUUUGAAGAAAAAAUUUUCAAUAAAA
Messenger RNA from Ceratitis capitata (Mediterranean fruit fly), 1797 nucleotides. Its product is annotated as peptidyl-prolyl cis-trans isomerase D. Bases 131 to 1474 code for a protein of 447 amino acids. Gene Ontology annotation, molecular function: peptidyl-prolyl cis-trans isomerase activity; protein binding. The transcript has 6 exons. Gene Ontology annotation, cellular component: intracellular membrane-bounded organelle. Gene Ontology annotation, biological process: protein peptidyl-prolyl isomerization. The record is from RefSeq and is a predicted model, not a curated record. Lineage: Eukaryota; Metazoa; Arthropoda; Insecta; Diptera; Tephritidae.